AUGAGUGGACCAACAAUUGACGACGAUGACCACCAUGAUAUUCUAGACGAGUUUUUGGAUCAAAGAGUCUACGACUCUAUAGGAACCAAUACCCCCUUGCCCUUGAAUAAUGAGACCAAAAAGGCAGAAGACGGCCAUGGCCAUGAUAAUAUAAUGACUUCAUUGUAUGCUUUAAGCAGCCUUCAAAAUGAAAAUCACAAUUUCGAAAAAUCCAUUGACGGGCUAGCUGAGUUUCAAUAUCCUGAACUAUCAUCUACUACCAAUGGCAAAGCCCACAUCGAUACCAACAAGAACAACAACGACAACAACAACGAGAACAACGACAACAACAACGACAACAACGACAACAACGACGACAACAACGACAACAACAACGAGAACAACGACAACAACAACGAGAACAACGACAACAACAACGACAACAACGACAACAACGACGACAACAACGACAACAACAACGAGAACAACGACAACAACAACGAGAACAACGACAACAACGGUGCAUCUCCCAAUGAUGAUGAAUAUUGGUAUCUCGACAUACCGCAGGAAUCCAACGUUUCACCAACUCAGCAGCUACAACAACAACAACAGCAGCAGCACCAAAAUGGUGCCCAGAUUCGCAAUCUCAGUCUAGCAUCUAGUGUCAACAGUCCCGAUUCAAUAACAUCGCCAGAAGCCUUGAAAACCACCAUUCAAACCACCAUUCCCGCAGAUUCCCACUUGCAAAUCUCCGAUUACGAAUUGGCAAGAGAAGAGUUGGGCAAAUUGAAAUUUGGAAGCCAUCGGAUAAAUGCAGCUCCAAAGUCGGUCGAUGUGCCCGAUCCUUCGUAUUUGGAUUUCUCAGAAGAAGUUGUCAGCAAAUUACCUCACAAGUUGAAAUUAACCGGUUUACCGAGCUAUUCAAGAGUCGAGACUCAAAUCAAAUGCGAAAUAACGCUAAGUCCCGCUCCCAUUUCAAAUCACUUGUUGCACGUGCCCCAAGACCUCAUUUCCAAAAACAAGUUUUGUUUAGCUGAUCCAAUUGAAUCCUUGGAUCCAAGCUUGAAAGAGAGUUUGCUCUAUAUGGAUGCUUACGUUCUCACUUCGGACUUGAGAAAAUCGUGCAACAUUUGCUCUAGAUGCAUCAAAAGAGAACAAAAGAGAGCUUCUCGUGGGAAAGCAGCCGGUGAAUAUGACGAACAAGAUUUCAACAUUUCAGCCAAAUUGAAAAACCCGAUAAAGAACAACUCGAGCUCGUGGUCCGACGAAACAAUGAUGAAAAAGGCAAUCAUAUUCAACUGUAAGGAAAUAGUUUCAUUUCCACGGCCGUCGGGCAUAUCCAAUGAAGAAUCCAAAUCGAUUGAGUUAUCGGCCAGAAUAAUAUGCUACUGCAGACAUCACAAGGAACUGCAAGGUUUCAAACUACUCGUGGUUAUCAAAAACAAUAAAGGCGAAGUUGUCGCUAAGCAACUCUCGUCCCCAAUAAUGAUUAUGGAUAGGAAAAAGAAUAUACCCAUGGCAAGGGACUCGUUGCCAAACUCGGUGGCUGGUUCCUCGGUGAACCUCCAAGGAUUGGCAGAUAACUCUUACAAGAAGAAAAAGAUGUCGACAUCUGACUCUGACAAUGACAACCACAACCACAACCACAACCACAACCACAACCACAACCACAACCACAGCAGCAGCAGCAACAACAACAAUAGCAACAAUAGCAACAAUAGUAACAACUUGUCGCCCAAGUCUCUUGACGAAUCCAACUCCGAGUUUCAUACAACAGAUUUCGAGUCUUCCAAUGGACGAGGCAUCAAGCGCAAGAAGCUUUCGGUUGAUGAUUCUUACAACAUAUCUUCGAAUCCCAUGUACAAUGGAAGUGUUAGUGGCUACUCACCAAUGAGCAACAGCGACACAAACACCUCAACCAACAUACACAUGAUGAAGCAGCCGAUGAGCUUCAAUGGUCUCUCGCCGCUUGCGCUGCAACACAACCCACUCCACCACCACCAGACUCAUCACUUGUUGAACCCACAACUGCAGUCAUUACAGCAGCCGCCAUUACAACAACAACAACAGCUGCAGCAAAUGAAUCAACCCAAUAAUAUGUUGCCAUCCAUUCAAAGAAUAAUCCCAGCCCAGGGUCCCAUCAGAGGAGGUAUCGAAAUCACUUUGCUUGGUUUCAAUUUCAGACCUGGUUUAUCUGUAAAAUUUGGUGCAAACCGCGCAUUAGCAACUCAUUGUUGGUCCGAUACUACAAUUGUCACGUAUCUCCCACCAGCUCAACAACCAGGGCAAGUCUUGGUUACAUUUGAAAAUGAGGAAGCAUCAUUGAUGCAGCAACAGCUGCUGAUAUUCACUUACACAGAUGACACCGAUCGUCAACUAAUUGAGUUGGCAUUGCAGAUUGUUGGUUUAAAGAUGAAUGGGAAAUUGGAAGAUGCCAAGAAUAUAGCCAGGCGGAUCGUUGGUACAGACAAUAGCAGCAGGAACGGUUCCAACUCGACGACCCCAGCAGCUUCAUCUUCUUCUCCAACGGGGAACUCUGCAUCGAAUGAAUGGUUCAAUUCUGCACAAGAAUCGUUGAAGAAAUUGACCAGUUCCGGGUUGAGCAUGCAGGUUGUGCUUGUACGGUUAUUGUCGCUCGUGGAUUUGCCAAACUGUCCAAUCAUUAUACCCAACUGGCAGCUCACCAAUAAACAGGGACAAACUUUACUUCAUUUAUCUACAUUGAAAAACUAUUCCAAAUUGGUCAAGUUUUUGGCUACUCAUGGCUGCAAGAUGGAUGUGCAGGACAACCAAGGUAUCACGCCGUUGUUUAUCGCGUCGAUGAGCGGCAACAGAAAGCUUAUGGAAUUUUACAUUGACUAUGGUAAGUCAAACUGGAACCUUCGGUUGAAGAACGAUCUUUACAUGAAGGAUUAUAGUGAUGCGAACGUGCUUGAUAUGUUUAGCUCUUUGGAAACCGAGGCGGAAUAUCAACAAACUAGUGGAGUUGAAAAGGAAGAAAAAGGAGACGAGUACGACGAAGACAAUAUCAAAAAGUCCAAUUCGUUUGACUCCAUCAUAUCACUCGACAACAAUAUUGGACGAAGGAUUUCCAAAAUGGUUGCCAAUGCUGGUCCGCAAGUGAAAGCGCAGGAACAGUACAGCUCGGCUGGUUAUGGUCUCGACGAUGAUAGGAACUCAGAGUUUGCCGACUCAGAGUUUGAAAGCGAUGAUCAUGAUGAUGACUCUGAUGAUGACGAUGAUGAUGAUGAUGAUUGGAGUAGUUUGAGUGAAGAUUCCGAGUGGGAAGCAAGGUCGUUAGAGAGUAGAAAUGAAGCUGCCGUUGAUGAUGUUAUUGCUGUUGCUGUAGAUGGUGAUGGUGAUGAUAACAAUGAUGGAGAACAAGGUCACUCGGCGACGACUCAGCGAACCACUAGGUCUGCUCCAUCAAGACCCUCGUCGCCUGGGUUGUGGCAAAAGGUUAUGAACGUCUUCAGCAAGGAUGAAGAAGGUGACGCGUUGCCAACGUAUGAUGACUUGUUUCCCUUGGGUCCCUCGUCGUCUACGUCGAAGCCAAAGUCAUCGGCAGAGCAAUCGUUGAACCAAGCAGGAUCAUCGGCAAGUCAAAUCCACGAUAUCACCACUGCCGGCGGAGCACUGGCUCCAACCGAUGAGCAAGAGAUAGAUGGUGGUGCAGCUUCAGACAGUUCCGAGGAUAUGGUGAUUUCAUACAUUAACCAUCCACGAAAAUCAGUCGAGCACGACAAGAUGCUUUUCCUCUUUUGGAUUCCAAUUUUGGUCGGACUCAUUGGAUUAUUCUUCACCAGUUAUGUGAUGGGAUGGAGGUUUCAAAAAAUCGAGCUGGUGAAGGUGAAUUUGAGAGAAACUUUAGGGUCGGUUUUACUUGGAGGGAAUGAAAGAAUUGGCAAAGUUUUCACAACCAGAACUGCAGCAGGUGGCGCCACCACUGCGGGUGCGCUAGCCGCCGGUAGCUGA
This is a messenger RNA of Lodderomyces beijingensis, 3954 nucleotides long. NCBI's taxonomy places the organism in Eukaryota, Fungi, Ascomycota, Pichiomycetes, Serinales, Debaryomycetaceae. The record is from the annotation of a GenBank genome assembly.